Molecule: messenger RNA, 546 nt
Organism: Cryptococcus wingfieldii CBS 7118
Lineage: Eukaryota; Fungi; Basidiomycota; Tremellomycetes; Tremellales; Cryptococcaceae
Exons: 2
Coding region: 1-546 (181 amino acids)
Source: RefSeq, a predicted model, not a curated record
AUGAAGCUCUCCACCAUCUCCCUCCUCCUCCUCCCCACCCUCGCCCUCGCCGCCCCCUCAGAGAACGGGGCGUUGGAGAAGGAGGGGGAGCGCGCGGUGGGCGAUUCGACCUCGGUUGUCAGUUUGAAUGAUGAUUCGUCGACGCUUUCCUCGCUUGUCGUAUUCAACCCAUCUUCCUCCGCUGCCGCCGCUGCUGCUUCUGCUUCAGGCUCCGGCGCUGGCUCUUCAGCGGCAGCGUCGUCGGCGGCUGAAUCCGCCAAAACCAUCACAUCCGGUGAAUCCCUCGCAUUCACCCCGGGGGCGUCUAGCACUUCGACACUGUCUUUUAUUGGUAAUGUGUCUACCGCCACUGGGGCUGGGGCUGGGGCUGGGGCUACAAGCGCGCAAGGAAGUGGGAGUAGGGUGGCGGCUGCGGCGGGGACGACGACGGCGACGGGGGCGACGGGGAGUGCACGUUCGAGUUCUGGUGCUGUGGUAGGGAGGGGUAUGGCGUGGGGGUGGGGUGGGGUUGUGGGUGUGUGUGUUGCUGGGUUGAUGCUGUUUUGA